Molecule: messenger RNA, 5132 nt
Organism: Alligator mississippiensis (American alligator)
Lineage: Eukaryota; Metazoa; Chordata; Crocodylia; Alligatoridae
Gene: KCNK15
Product: potassium two pore domain channel subfamily K member 15
Exons: 2
Coding region: 112-1305 (397 amino acids)
Biological process (GO): potassium ion transmembrane transport; stabilization of membrane potential
Cellular component (GO): membrane
Molecular function (GO): potassium ion leak channel activity
Source: RefSeq, a predicted model, not a curated record
GGCGCGUGGCGGCGGCGGCGGCGGCAGGAGCGAGCCGGGCCGGGCCGGGCCGGGCCGGGCGGGACGCAGCCAUGCGGUGGCCGGGCUGAGCCCCCCGCGCUGCCCCGCGCCAUGAAGCGGCAGAACCUGCGCACGGCGUCGCUGAUCCUCUGCAUCUUCUCCUACCUGCUGGUGGGCGCCGCCGUCUUCGAUGCGCUGGAGUCGGAGGCCGAGACGGGCCGCAAGCGGCUGCUGGAGCAGAAGCGCGGGGAGCUGCGCAGGAAGUACCGCUUCUCGGCCGACGACUACCGCGAGCUCGAGCGCCUCGUGCUGCAGGCCGAGCCGCACCGCGCCGGCCGCCAGUGGAAGUUCGCCGGCUCCUUCUACUUCGCCAUCACCGUCAUCACCACCAUCGGUUAUGGGCAUGCUGCUCCCGGCACAGAUGCUGGCAAAGUUUUCUGCAUGUUCUAUGCAAUCCUUGGCAUCCCCCUCACCCUGGUUAUGUUCCAAAGUCUUGGGGAACGCAUGAACACAGUCGUCCGGCUGCUGCUGAAGAAAAUUAAGAAGUGUCUGGGCAUGAAGACCACUAAAGUCUCCAUGGAAAACAUGGUGUUGGUUGGCUUCCUCUCCUGCAUGGGCACACUGUGCAUUGGAGCAGCUGCCUUCUCCUAUUUUGAAGGGUGGACCUUUUUUCACGCUUAUUACUACUGCUUCAUAACCCUGACCACUAUUGGGUUUGGGGACUUCGUGGCUCUGCAGAAGAACGAAGCUUUGCAGAAGAAGCCGCCCUACGUGGCUUUCAGCUUCAUGUACAUUUUAGUUGGUCUGACAGUGAUUGGAGCCUUCCUUAACUUGGUUGUUCUUAGGUUUUUGACCAUGAACUCAGAAGAUGAGAGACGAGAUGCAGAAGAGAGGGCAUCGCUGAGGAGAGCCAGGAACAAUGUCCACCUGAAAGAAGACAGUAAGAGCAGAAAUGCUAUUUUUCUACCCAUAGAAGACAGGACGAGCCAGAUGAACCUCAUCCCGUUGAUCCAGGAAGACACUGACAGACAGAGGCGCCAGUCUUCAAAUUCUGCAGCCAGGGUCCCUUCCUUCUGCACGUGCCUGUGUUACAGACCUCGGCUAUGUGGAAGCCCUGCACCCUCCCAUCCCGAGACCCUCAGCUGCCACACCAACCCCGUGUACUAUAAUUCCAUUUCUUACAAAAUUGACGAGGUUUCCCUGAGCACCAGGGAUCAAACUGGGUUCUCUUCCCCAGGGAGCACGUUAUCCUCCAACAGCCCCAGCUGCAGGGGUCACUCCCGCCUCCGGAGGAAAUCUAUCUGAAGAGGGAAUUUUUACUCUGAACUGUAUUCUGCUCCUGCAGUCAUAUUUUGAUGAUAAAUUAUUAACUGAGCUGUCAGCUCAUUGUUAUUGCUCUCAUUUCUUCUCCUCUGCCCCACUCCCUUUUAGAUCAGCUUCAACUCUAGCAGCUGCCAGCCAGCUACACUAUGUGCUGUCCAGAAGCAUCUUUUAAAUACUGCUGAUGACUAAUCAUCUCUUUUAGCAGGGUACAAGGUCAAAUCAAGUUACAUAUUUUUUGCAGUUGGCUGAAGCAUUCAGAAUUCAAAUGAAAGAGUGCACAAAGUGUAGGAGUGGGUCUCGUGUCUAGGGUGGAAUUGCUGCUUUGGAUUUGCUUUAUAAGAACAAACAGACCCCAAAUCGCAUCACGGUAAUGGGUUUUGGUUAACCCUUAGGCUGCCAGUAGUUAAUGGUGUAAGUCUAGAACCAAACAGGCUGAAAGAUUUGAUCCAAAAAUUCACUGCAAAAAUACUGAACUCACAGUCCGACUAGGGACAAACUCAUAUAAUAUAUUUGGACUCUUCCCCAAACUGGAAAUAUGUAGUGGUUUAGGUUUGCGACUAAUCAUUUGUAUUUGAGGUGAUAAUAACAAAAGAAUCUCUCAAAGCAAACUCCAAACAGUAUGUAAGUGCAGGCAGCAAAGCUGGCAGAAGCGCACAGCAAGGAAGAGGACAGAUCACAAAGCACAGUACAAUGGCCAAGCUGCAGAGUUUAGUGGUGUUGCGUUUGCUGUGUGGGGGUGGAGUUGUGGGGAGAAUAUUCAGUUUCUGUGUCACAGUUCAGGCCAUUUAAAUGACAUUCUUAGUUCCCAUUUUAAGCACCUGUCCUGAGGCUUGAUAGUGCACCAACCAGCUGAACCAUAAGCCAGGUGGACCAACUGCUUUUAGUUGGAAUCUUACUAUGGACCUCAAGCUCUGAGCAGUCAGUGUUUGAUUGCAGUGUUCUGAUUUCAAGGGGACACCUGGAGAUCUUGCACAACGAGACUGAGUGAAACGCACAAACCAUCCUGGUCCCUCUGACCCCUUCCCCUGUGAUGGGUACUGGGUGACAGUGUGGGGAGCAAGAUGGGCUAGAAUUGGGUGUGUUAGGGUUUCAAAUCUACAUUUAGUUGAAGGUUAACAAGAUUGGGGAACGUGCCUUUUUCUGCCCUAAAUGCACCUAGCCCCUGCCUUUUGGUCUGAGGGCCAAACCUGUCUUCAAGGUCUUAAAAGCUCCAUUAACCUUGCUGGUCUAAGUGGGGGUCGGGGGGCAGGGAUGCAGAUUGUAACACUCACUGUAUCUCUCUUGUCACAGUUUCUGUUUUCCCACUUUCAGCUAUGCCCCCAGCACUCAGCACCAGAGUUUAUGGUUCUUAAUCAUUCUCAGUUACAAGAACCCUUCAGUUCCUGCUCACUGUCCUUUGUGCCCCUGGCAGCAACCAAGGGUAAACAGGGUGGGGUCUCUGCUCCAGAUCCAGCUCCAGUUUCCAGACGGAAAGCCAGGGUGCACCACGCUGCAUCGUCCCACCAUGGAGUCACCUCAAAAACUUCACUUUAAUUCCAACAUAUGAGCUUCUCCCCUUGCUGUGUUUUGCGUGGUACUUGCUGGGAGGUAUCUUUGGAACAGACGAGCUCUUGUGCGGUGAAUGAAACCACCUGGGAGCCGUAGUCUGGAGUACAGACUUCCGAGUGAUGAGAGCCAUUUUGCACUAAAGGCAAGUCUGAUGAAGCACCCAAAAGCUGCCUAAUCUCAUGGAGGGCCCAGAACUGCAACCUAUAUCCCUGUGUUCUGCCUCUUUCUCCCAGAAAAGGAUCUCUGCUUGCUCCCUCAGUGAGACUCGGGUGUAACUGGUGUAAAUUGGCAAAGCUUUGAUUUCACAGGAUGUUUGGUGGAGUUGAGCUUCUGGCUCUUGGUCUGCUGGGACUCCGGUGUACUCCCCACUUCCUUUUUCUCUUGCAACUGUCUUGGAGAGCCAUGGUCCUCACUAGAGCGGACAUGGGAAGAGGUAAGAGGACCUGGGUCCUGACUCCGGUUGUAUUCCUUCCUAUCAGGUGUGGGCACGGGUCCCUGCCUUUGCAGGGCUCAGUACAUCAGCUGUUCCAAGGAGGGCAAGAGGCUCCAGGCUGCUUCUCAGAAGAGCAAAGGAAGGGUGUCCCUCUUGAUUGGCACCAACCAGUAUUUGGCACCAACCAAUUAUUAAUGAGCCCUCCAUUGUUGGUCUCAGUGAUGCCAGAGCAGGAGGCCUCCAGCUCAGGCUGCAAAAGGCUUCCUUUUUCCUGCCCAGAGCAGCAGUGCAGCACAAGGUCAGGCAUUUGGACAGUCUCCUUACCCUUGCAAUCCUCCUGAGGGAUGACCUUUCACUUGAAUGAGGAGCUCCCUCUCCUUCCAUCCCAAUAUGGGCUGGUGAAGCCCUUGUGACCUUUUUUCCUCUACCAUCCUCUCCAGCACUUUGGAAGCCAUCUUAAUGUCCUGAGAUUUCCACUAGGAAUACCCCCCCCCCCCCCCCCCCGGGUCAUCUUUCUUUGCUCAGCUUUCUCCUAAGGAGGGGAAAGAAUUGAAAAUGGGUAGAGGGAAAACCAAAGAACUUGGCAUGAGGUUUUGCCCUCUCCCUGGGAGACCUCUGGAACUAGAGCAUUGAGUGGGCAGGGAGGCAGGGCUAUGAAAUUUAGGAUUAUAGAUCUUCAAAAGGAAGUCCCUACCGCCCUUGAGCUAGUGGAAUAAGACUGCAGGAGCUGAGGGGCCUGAAAGUCCCAUGGCAAUGAAGAAGCACAAAGGGGAGUUGGUCUGUUGUUCAAACACCAAUCCUCUGCAUAGUCCAUGGUAAGAAAGCCUAACUCAGCUGUUACAUAAAGUAUUCAUAAAAUCAGUCAGUUAGAAAGCCUGGUUUAAUCCAAAUCAAAGGCCAAGUGUUCCUACCCAAGGACCAUGCUAAAGUCAUGUCUGGUCAACCAGAGGAGUGCAGGCCUAGCAAUCAGUGCACCAAAAUAAAAGCAUCAGGAAUUAGAGAACAAAACUGCCCAUCACUCACUUUUUGAGCUAAAUUAUUUGGCAUUGAAACCAGGAAGAACAAACAGGCUAAAAGAAGGGAGCUUUGCCAUCACAGCUCCUGUCCCUUCCCAUCUCCUGGGACCCACCCUAACACCUUUGGGCCUUUGUCAUUGUGAUCUUGAGAGUUGGCCAGGCCAUUCUGAGCCCAAGGGAGGGACCCAGGUGACUGCCAUCUCCAGUAACUGUAACUCGGCCCUGAGAAAUGCCUGGAUUGGGAGACUUGGGUUCCUUCCAUCACCCUUUCCCUUGUGUCUCCUUUUCCUUCCCUUCCCUGUUUCUUCUUUCUUUCCUAUCCUUCAGCUAACGGAGUCAGGAUUACCCAGCCAUUUUGUGUAACACUGCGGUGGGGCUAUCUAAAGGCAGCUCAAAAGCAGUGUCCUGCACCACCCCAUGGUGAUAAGAGCGUCCAAUAAGGCUGCGUGCUGGGCUGGGCCUCUUGCUGCAAGGUUGCAAGAGCAUCAGAAAGAAAAACUGCAUUUUUCUGGUUCUGGUAUUUUCUUUCUCCUUUUUUGUCUUAUUUAGUUUUCAAGGAAACAGGCUCAGAUUCGACCAACAAUAACGACCAUGGCAUCUCUUGCAACUAACUUCUUUCAGUUUCUACCAUUUAAAAGAUCUUCUAAAAGACAGCCAAAUGGGAGGAGGGAGGGGAUUUUCCUCUGUAACCAUGGGGAAAGGGAAUAAAGGAACUGCUAAAAUGAAAGCCUUAAUUGAUCAUGUGUAUUUAAAUGCUUUGCCUGUUUCUCUCCUUUUUUCUCUGUAUCUUUAAUAAAAGGUUUUUCACGGUG